AAUGGCUGCUUUAAAUCGUGUAGAAGUAAUUUUUUUAGUUUAAGAUUUUAUUAUUAUAUUACAAUUAAUUCAUUUUGAGAAUGUAUUUACUAUAUUUCACAAUAUUCGUGACAUUGUGUUUAACUGAGCCAAUAUUAGAUUUACAUAAUGAAUGUAUGGAUAUAUUGCUAAAAAAACCUUUUUGGAAUAAUUUAGUGUCAGAAUUUCCAAAUGUAGCUAUAAAAGAUGGAACCAAAGAAAUUACAUUAAGAGAAUUGUUUGGGCCAAGUUUAAAGAAUAAAAUUGUUGACGAAAUAAACGUAAACGAGAAAAUGCCACAAUUCUAUAAAUUGUUGAGUAUUUUUUAUUGUGACUUUUUGUAUAAUUUUCUUGAAUUUCUAAAAAUUUACAAAGAAAAGCAUUCAAAACUUAAGUUAAAAUGGAAUUGUGAAAAUGAUUUGGUACUUCUCAUUGAAUACUAUGACAACAUAUAUUCAAUGAUAUUUAAUUCACUAGUUUUAAUAAAAAGCUGGUACAGUGAUGACGCUAGUAAUAUUUCUAUUAAUACUGAAGAACCAUUAAACAUUUUUAAGCGGAAACUAAUUGAAAUUAACAAAACCAAAAGAAUUACCUACGAGGAUCUGAUUAAUUUAAUGGAAAUUUUGGAACAAUUUUUAAUCAAUAAUUCAAAUGUAAUGACAAGUAUAAAAAUAAAAGCAAAUGAUUCAUCAUCUGCAGAAAGUUUCAUUAUCCUAGUAUUAAGCUCAAAUUUAAAUCUGGAAAACAGAAGUUUGUAUUUAAAGAAGUAUUUAAAGGUUAUAAACGAAGAAUUUUUAAAGUUUUUUAAUGACAUUGGAUUUGCAUUUGAUAAUAACACACGUGGCGUUAGCUUGAUACAAUGAUAUAAAAUACAAAGCUGAAUAUACAUAUGUGCCUCAACCCAAAUUCACUUUAUUCAUGUGGAAAAAUAUAAUAAUUUAUUCAUACAAUAUUUAUUGGGAAAAUUUGUUUGGGCCGAUAACAAAUUUAAGAUAAGUAUUUAUUGAGUUACAAGCAUUUCAAUACAUAGAGUGUGUAUGUAGAUCGGACGAAGUGCAUAUGUACUAGAAUUAGCUGUCACCCAAAAAAAUGUUCAUUUAAGCAAUUUUUAAAUAUAUUAUAGACUUUUUUAUUUCUCGAGGAAAUUUACCAUGGUAAAAAUUACUUCUAGGAUCGCUCCUGUUCAUAUGCUCCUUUUAUACUCACGGAUGCAGACAUUUCGGAUGAUAAUUUGUUUUCAUUUUAGCCAAGACGUGCUCAGAAUAUUUUAUGGCAAGUUAUAGAAAACAGUAUUCAAUAACAAUAUUAUUAUUCCUUUUAAAUUAUAUCUUUUUACAUAAAUUGUUCACACAUAAAUUUAUUUUCUAUUAAAGAUUUCGACACAUACUCUUCUUCUGAAUCCAU
Messenger RNA from Daktulosphaira vitifoliae (grape phylloxera), 1422 nucleotides. RefSeq lists its product as uncharacterized. The transcript has 2 exons. The coding region runs from base 81 to 881 and encodes 266 amino acids. The record is from RefSeq and is a predicted model, not a curated record. NCBI's taxonomy places the organism in Eukaryota, Metazoa, Arthropoda, Insecta, Hemiptera, Phylloxeridae.